AUGGAUCCAUCGGAGAAGAAGAUCUCGGUGUGGAUCUGCCAGGAGGAGAAGCUCGUGUCGGGUCUCUCCCGUCGCACCACUUGCUCCGACGUGGUGCGAGUGCUGCUGGAGGACGGCCGGCGGCGGCAGAGGAGGCAGCGCCGGGGCCGGAGGAGGGGGAUGUCCGGCGACUCGUCCAGCCCGGAGGAGCUGCCGGAGGCUCUGGACGAGGAGGACGACGAGGAGGACGACAGCGAGGCGCCGCCGCCGCCGCCGCCGCCGGGCAUGCUGUGCGGGCCCCCGCAGAGCUACUGCAUCGUGGAGAAGUGGCGGGGCUUCGAGCGCAUCCUGCCCAACAAGACGCGCAUCUUGCGCCUCUGGGCGGCCUGGGGCGACGAGCAGGAGAAUGUGCGCUUCGUGCUGGUGCGCAGCGAAGCGUCGCUCCCCAACGCCGGGCCCCGCAGCGCCGAGGCGCGCGUGGUGCUCAGCCGGGAGCGCACCUGCUCGGCCCGGGGGGCCUUGCCGGCGCGCCCCAACCUGGCGGUGAUCCAGGAGAAACAGCGGCGGGUGGUCCGCAAGGCCUUCCGCAAGCUGGCGAAGCUCAACCGGCGGCGGCAACAGCAGCAGCAGCAGCUGCUGCAGCAGCAACUCUCGUCGCCUUCGUCGUCCACCGCCUCGUCCACCGCCUCCUCCUCCUGCUCGUCGUCGUCGUCGCCGUCGCCGCGGGCCGCCGAGAGCGCGUCGCUGGAGCACAUGGAGACGCUGGUGCAUUUGGUGCUAUCCCAGGACCACACGAUCCGGCAGCAGGUGCAGCGACUGCGGGAGCUGGACCGCGAGAUCGAUCGCUACGAGGCCAAGGUGCAUUUGGAUCGCAUGCGGAGGCACGGAGUCAACUACGUGCAGGACACGUACUUGGUGGGCGCAGGCAGUGAGGUCGACUGCCCAUGCCCGGAGAAGGAGGCGGCGGCGGCUGCGGCUGAGCCCCUGGACGGCGAGGCGCAGGCCGCCAAGCUGGAGGAGCUGGCCCGGCGCUGCAACGACCUGCUGCGGCUGCAGGAGCAGCGGGCCCAGCAGGAGGAGUUGCUGGAGCGCCUGUCGGCGGAGAUUCAGGAGGAGCUGAACCAGAGGUGGAUGCGGCGGCGGCAGGAGGAGCUGGCGGCGCGGGAGGAGCCCCCCGAGAACGGCGGCGGCGGCGGCCUCGAGGGCGGCGAGCUGUUGCUGGAGCAGGAGCGCGUCCGGACGCAGCUCAGCACCAGCCUCUACAUCGGGCUGCGUCUCAACACGGACUUGGAAGCCGUCAAGUCGGACUUGGAUUACAGCCAGCAGCAGUGGGACAGCAAGGAGCAGGAGUUGAAGCGUCUUCUCCAGACUCUGCACACCCUGGAACUGACAGUGGUGCCCGAUGGGGCGCCGGGCCCGGGAGCGUCUCCGCCCGAACCGAGGCCCCAGGCCUGCCCCGCCGACGUGUGGGUGGACCAGGCCCGCGGACUCGCCAAGAGCUGUCCCGGGAACGACGAGGACUCGGAUACCGGACUGAGUUCCAUGCACAGCCAAGACUCGGACUCGGUGCCCGUGUGCGAAUCGCUGGUGUAG
Molecule: messenger RNA, 1572 nt
Organism: Suncus etruscus (white-toothed pygmy shrew)
Lineage: Eukaryota; Metazoa; Chordata; Mammalia; Eulipotyphla; Soricidae
Gene: RASSF10
Product: Ras association domain family member 10
Exons: 1
Coding region: 1-1572 (523 amino acids)
Biological process (GO): signal transduction
Source: RefSeq, a predicted model, not a curated record